AUGUCUGCCAAGUUCCAGGACGAGGCCGUCACCUCGAUACGGGAGGAUACAAAGGAAUUGGUCCACAAGGUUGGAAACCGGUUGACUGGCGAUGGCUAUCUCGCUCUCUACCUCCGCCAACUGCAGUCGAACCCCCUGCGCACCAAGAUGUUGACCUCCGGUGUCCUGUCCAGUUUGCAAGAAAUCCUGGCCUCGUGGAUCGCCCAUGAUGUCAGCAAGCACGGUCACUACUUCAGCGCCCGUGUCCCCAAAAUGGCCCUCUACGGAAUGUUCAUCAGCGCCCCGCUGGGCCACUUCCUCAUUGGAAUUCUGCAGCGGGUCUUCGCUGGCCGGACUAGCAUCAAGGCCAAGAUCCUACAGAUCCUCGCCAGCAACUUGUUGGUCUCCCCCAUCCAAAAUGCCGUGUACCUGUGCUGCAUGGCAGUUAUCGCGGGCGCGCGCACCUUCCACCAGGUCCGCGCUACCGUGCGGGCCGGUUUCAUGCCCGUCAUGAAGGUCAGCUGGGUCACCUCGCCCAUCGCGCUGGCCUUUGCCCAGAAGUUCCUCCCCGAGCACACCUGGGUGCCUUUCUUCAACAUUGUCGGGUUCGUCAUUGGAACCUACGUCAACACGCACACCAAGAAGAAGCGUCUUGAGGCUCUCCGCAAGCGCUACGACCAACGCCGUGGACCCGGUAGCGAGUACGACAAGGGCGACUACCGGUAA
Molecule: messenger RNA, 705 nt
Organism: Aspergillus vadensis CBS 113365
Lineage: Eukaryota; Fungi; Ascomycota; Eurotiomycetes; Eurotiales; Aspergillaceae
Product: Mpv17/PMP22 family protein
Exons: 4
Coding region: 1-705 (234 amino acids)
Cellular component (GO): membrane; cytoplasm
Source: RefSeq, a predicted model, not a curated record